This is a messenger RNA of Nycticebus coucang (slow loris), 993 nucleotides long. Its product is annotated as olfactory receptor 11H6. Gene Ontology annotation, biological process: G protein-coupled receptor signaling pathway. Bases 1 to 993 code for a protein of 330 amino acids. Gene Ontology annotation, molecular function: G protein-coupled receptor activity; olfactory receptor activity. Gene Ontology annotation, cellular component: membrane. Lineage: Eukaryota; Metazoa; Chordata; Mammalia; Primates; Lorisidae. The record is from RefSeq and is a predicted model, not a curated record. The transcript has a single exon.
AUGUUGACUAUUAUUGAUUUCUUGGUCACUUCUGUUUUUCUAACAGCUCUGGGACCUCAGAACAGAACAAUGCAUUUUGUGACUGAGUUUGUCCUUGUGGGUUUCCAAGGUGAACGGCAGAUGCAGAGCUGCUUAUUCUCAUUAAUCCUGGUUCUCUACCUCCUGACACUGCUGGGGAAUGGGGCUAUUGUCUGUGCUGUGAAGUGGGACAGGCGGCUUCACACACCUAUGUACCUCCUCUUGGGAAACUUUGCCUUUCUAGAGAUCUGGUACAUUUCUUCCACUGUCCCAAACAUGCUGAUCAAUAUCCUUUCUGAGACAAAGACCAUCUCCUUCUCUGGCUGCUUCCUCCAAUUCUAUUUCUUUUUUUCAUUGGGUACAACAGAGUGUUUCUUCUUAUCGGCUAUGGCUUAUGAUCGGUACCUGGCCAUCUGUCGCCCACUACGCUACCCCUCCAUCAUGACUAGGAAGGUCUGUGUAACCCUGGUCUGUGUAUGCUGGGUGAGUGGAUUUCUCUGCUAUCCAGUCCCCAUCGUCCUUAUCUCCCAACUGCCCUUCUGUGGACCCAAUAUCAUUGACCACAUCGUGUGUGACCCGGGCCCAUUGUUUGCGCUGGCCUGCAUCUCUGCACCUUCCACUGAACUUAUCUGUUAUGCCCUCAACUCAGUGAUUAUCUUUGGGCCCUUUCUGUCCAUCUUGGGAUCUUAUAUUCUGGUCAUCAGAGCUGUGUUUCGGGUUCCCUCUGGUGCUGGUCGAACUAAAGCUUUCUCCACCUGUGGAUCCCACCUGACAGUGGUGUCUCUAUUCUAUGGAACCCUCAUGGUGAUGUAUGUGAGCCCAACAUCAGGGAACCCAGCAGGAAUGCAGAAGAUUGUCACUCUGGUAUACUCAGUAGUGACUCCACUCAUAAAUCCCCUUAUCUAUAGUCUCCGAAACAAAGACAUGAAAAAUGCCCUGAAGAAAGUCCUAGGAUUAAUAAUUAGCCAAAACUGA